This is a messenger RNA of Xyrichtys novacula (pearly razorfish), 4217 nucleotides long. The record is from the annotation of a GenBank genome assembly. NCBI's taxonomy places the organism in Eukaryota, Metazoa, Chordata, Actinopteri, Labriformes, Labridae.
CUUAAGUUAGUUAGGAUUUAGGCCCCUUUUGGGCUUUUUUAGGUGAUUAGCUACUGUUAGCAGUUAGCAUCUCUAACUCUACAUGGCAAGGUCUUAAAAUGUGCAUAAUAGAGACUCACUCUAGAGUCAAACGGUUGUUUUCUGUCACAACUGUUUUGAUAGAUUCAAGCUUCAAGUAUCAAAGUGAGUAGUGUUGAUUGGCUGUUACUUUAGAGAAAACUUUAGUGUAGUGCAGCCGGCUGAUGAUGCAUCUGAAUCUGUGAAAUUUGUCUGCAAAGCUGGAGAGUCUACAGGAUUGGUCCUGAUUUCUGCAGUGCGAUAUGGUUUAAGUCUCCAGCUGUGGAUUAUCAUUUAACUUCAUGUUGUUCAUAAAGCAUAAAUGCUUUUUUCAAAUGGGCGCAGAGUAGUUUUACAGUUUGUGCCCUCUGAGAUGAACUUUAGGUGUGAAUGUGGGUAAGAAGGAAAUUUCCACAUGAAAAACCCACGUUACGCCCAGAGUCUUCUUCCUUAUUUCAUCCUUAUUUAUAGAUUUUACAUCAUCCAACUCAAUGACACAUAAAACAUCCGCCUGCAGAUUCAAAAGAAGUUUGUUCUUUGAUUUUUAUCAGAAAAUUCGUUCAAACCAUCUUUUAAAAUCCAUUUUAGUCUUUGUGUCGACUUAACCCUCUUAUCAUUUCAUCUUUCGGCUAUUGUUGAAGUUAUGGUUGGGUGUUCUGGUUUAGUUCUGUCUUAUGUUAUCUUAUACAUGUGAAUCCAUGUUUGAAGAGUCUGUGGAGGAUUUUGAAGGAAGUUUCCAGCAGAAACAUGUUACCACAUGAUGUCCUGUCUGUGGUGUUUACAGUAAACUGAAACCUUUCUGGACUUCUGGAAGUUUUAAAUGUCAUGUGAAGGUGAAAUAAUUAAAGGAAUAAUCAGAGAAAUGAAACAAAAAGCGAAACAAAUGAAGACCAAAAGACAAGAUAGAGUCCAAGCUAGAUAAUUAUACUAUCUGUUUUUAUGACUGACUUGUGGUCACCCAGGCUAGAAAACGAUGCAGUAAUAUCUACCUAUAACUGUCUGUGUGUCUUUAAAGGGAUAUUCUGAUGUAAAAUUUGGAGUCAAACACUGUAACACCGAGUUAGACACCCCCUCGACAGUUGAAUGUUCUCGACUGCUUGCUUCUCUGGUAAUACCAACUUUAGUAAUGACCGCAGGAUAGCAAUAGAGACCGGCAGUCUAAGGAGCCAUACACAAACAUCAACCAAAAUCCCACUCUAUAGCCACAAAUAAUGCUCAGAACAGCACCUGACUUCAUCAACAGUACAUAUAGGGUACUAGCCAUUGCACUAGCUACCAAACAUCUUUUUAACUUUGCCUAAUUUCUUUAGUAGAGAGACUAAACACAACACACCUCUCUUCCAGCCGCCGCUUGUUUGUAGGGAGACCUUGGACAAAUCAAUCACCGACUACAGCAGGGGGAUGCAGCUCAAGGAAGAACAUUUAUGAUCAUUACUUUAUCAUUUCCUAAAAGUAAUAAUCAUCAAAUUUAUCAUUUUGCACUGCAGACGCAGUAGUUCUUCGGCCUUAGCGUCUCGGUCUGAUUACAUUUCCAUGAAGUAAUGAUCAGUAAUAUAAUAAGUUAAAGUAUCCCUUUAACUUUGAACCAUCAUGUCCCAUUACAGUCACUAACACACAGGCUUUUCUGGGAGUCCCUGAGCUCCAUUAUCCUGUAGUUUCCUCUGGAUUACUGCUGCAGAUGUCCUGUUGCUGAGGACCUGACUGCUUCAACUACAUGUAUCAGUAUCUCCUCUGUCCAUCUCUCUCCCUUCAUCUCUCUCUCUCUUAACUCAACUCAGUCUCAACAGAUGACUGUCUAACAUGAGUCUGGUUCUGCUCAAGGUUUCUGCCUGUUAAGGGAAAUUCUUCCUCUCCACUGUAACUUGAUCAAUGCUAUAAAGUGCAAUAAAAAUAACGAUUGGUUGAUUUGAUGUUGUCUGGCCUUGAAAUAUGGUAAAACAUAGACUUGGAGAUUAUUUUUCUCAAACACAGACACACUGUCAUUGAACAGGGUGAUAUAACAUUAAAACAACAGUCAAGUCUCUCACUCAGUGUGUAAUGCUGGAGGAAAAAGUCUGCUGUCUGGAUGAGGCCGGAGCUUCAUCGGCAUCCUGCCAACAGUUUUCUGCAGGAAAAACGGCUCUGGGAAUGCACCCAAGAAAAAAAAGUCUCUUUUCAUAUGCUUUAUAUGAUGUAAAAUAUCAAAGAUGUUGAAAUGUUUAUUCUGGUGAACAAGAUUUAAUGGUCAUAUAAACAUACAAAAAUGAACAACUUUCCAUCAGACUCACAAAUUUAUGACAAAUUUUAUUUUUGACUUUUCUUUUAGAGCUUCCAAAUCUCCUGAAGAGUAUCAGGAUCAGCCAAAAAAAAAAAGAAAAAAGAGAGAGCAAAGUUUUUUUUUUUUAAAUAGUAGAAAUAUAACACAGCCUUUGAAGAGUGCAGUCUGUAUGCACAGGAGAAAAGAUUUAACUAACUUUAUGAAUAUUAAUCUGCACUUAAGGAGCCACUCAGAGAAAACAGGAGCUUGUUGUGUGUUUGAAAGAAUAAUGUUGAAAUGUCCCAGCUCUAAUUUACAGUAUAGGUUUCUAUCUUAUUUAGCUCGAGCCUCUUUCUCCUGACUCUGACCUUAUUCAAUCUGUCUCCUCUCGGUUUUGUCUGCCCCAAAUUCCUUUGAUCAAUUAAGUUCACAUUUUGCAUAACAACUUUAAAUAACGUGCAGUUAAUUUAAUCAUUAUCUAAGUGUAAUAUAGAGCAUUUAAUCAUUGCAGGGCAUAUUUCUGGUCGUGUUCCCACAUUUCUGAGGGUAAUUAUUUCACCAAACCCUGAUGAUGACUCAGCUCAACAGCCAGCUCGCUCCGGCUCUGAUCGGCGGAUCGACCGGAGAAAUAUGCAACUUUCUCGGUUUUUCCCACUUGAGCAACAAGGUGCGUUGGAUCCGCUUCAGGGAGUGGCCUGCUGUGUCUGGGCGUUUCUAAAAAGAAAAAAAACACAACCUGAGCAGGAAGAUAUAAAGACGAGCCGCUGCGCUGGCAGCAGCAGAUCAGACUUUCUGACAAACUUCGAGAGAGUCAAAGAGAAACAGGGACCAGAGACAGAAAAGCGACACUAAACUUACAAAAAUGUACUCACGGACCAACAGUGUGACCAUGACGCUGAAGAGGGAGAGCUUCGCCCUCUCAAGGACGGCGACCCGGAGCACAGAGCCCGAGGUCUUCACCUUCGAGCGGAUAACCCCUCAAGCCACCGCCGUGCGCUCCUACGUGCCAAUCCGACCCAAGAAGCGCUGUACCAGGGUCAUGUACCCAGCUAAAGUCCGCAUGCAUCUUCCACCACCGGAGAAGAACCAGGCCAAGCGCUGGCUAGUCAUCCUGUGUCUGGUGGUGCUGUGGCAGAUCUACACCGAGGAGCCAUGCGCAGACAUGCCGCUAAGCAGCGCAGACAGCUCGGUCAGCGACUACCAGAGCUUCUCCUACCAGUGCGCAGAGGAGCAGAGGCGGAUUUCAGACCUCAGCGUGAGCUCCGAGCUCCUGUCAGCCUCACACAGCGGCUGUCAGGAUGAAGCUUCAUUCAGCCCGAUCUCUACCUGUCCCCAGCCCGUAGAGGAGACCGAGAGCAGCCUGUCCUACGAGCAGAGCGCCGGAAAGAGCUACGUGGUGGCCCUGCUGGUGUACCACAGACUGGGCAGUGACAACUGAGCGUCCCGGGACUGAAUGAACUGUAAACGGCCCGAGUAUGGGCUUCUCUAAGCGAACAGAGUUGGAGCUGAUCCGGAGUAGCUGCUAGAGACGACAGUGUGGCCGGAGAGGGAGCUCCAUGCGCCGGCUUCUCCCUGCCAGCGUUCCCCCUGAGUGCGGAGGGGCACACGCGGUGUGGAAGAGACACGAGAAAGAAAGACACGAAGAAGACAAGAAAGACAGACAAGACAAGAACUGUGAACACUGACAAAAACUGAAACUUGAACUCAUGAAACUUGAACUAUUCUGUGAUUUACAGACUCAAACUGCACUAACAGGCCUGCAGACAAUCGAGAUGAUUUACACCUGAAAUUCUGGAAACCGUCUCUGCUGCAGGCCAACUAGCUCAAACCGACACUGCCUGAUGUUUUAAUGUCUUAUUUAGUUAUUUAUUCUGUUAUUUGCUAUUUAUUGAUUAAUAAUUUUAAUUAAAAAAUGUCAAAAGAA